Molecule: messenger RNA, 3082 nt
Organism: Eriocheir sinensis (Chinese mitten crab)
Lineage: Eukaryota; Metazoa; Arthropoda; Malacostraca; Decapoda; Varunidae
Product: doublesex and mab-3 related transcription factor 3, truncated-like
Exons: 4
Coding region: 138-1583 (481 amino acids)
Biological process (GO): regulation of transcription by RNA polymerase II; sex differentiation
Cellular component (GO): nucleus
Molecular function (GO): RNA polymerase II cis-regulatory region sequence-specific DNA binding; DNA-binding transcription factor activity, RNA polymerase II-specific
Source: RefSeq, a predicted model, not a curated record
UUUAAGGCCAAACCUUGAGUGCCUCAGACGUGGCUCCUGAGUGCCAGGCGCAGCCCGGGGCCAGUGAUCAGUGCCGACUCGGACCUACCCUGCACCUCCUGACGACUCAUAACCCUGCCACUUGAGAACAACCGGGAAUGGACGAGACAAGGAUGAGCAGCGAAGACCAGACGCAGAUGACGGUCUUUCCUCGCGGAGCCUCGUCCCCGCAUCACACCAAGAUCAACUUUUCUGCCGCCGCCAAGAAGCCAGCGACACCCUCCUCUCGCCGACUCCUCAGGACCCCUAAGUGUGCCCGCUGCCGCAACCACGGGGUCGUCUCAUGUCUGAAGGGCCACAAGAAGCUGUGUCGAUGGCGGGACUGUCGCUGCGCCAACUGCCUGCUGGUGGUGGAACGGCAGCGGGUCAUGGCGGCGCAGGUGGCACUAAGGAGACAACAAGCUUCGGAGACUAAGGACCAAGUGGUGUCAACGAUGUCCUCCUCAACCCCCAUCACCACCUCGCCGGCCGCCUCCUCCUCCUCCUCCUCCUCUUCUUCCACCUCCUCCUCUUCGACGGGUGGGGCCAAGGGUCAGCCGGAGGAGUCACCUGCUACCAAGGCUGCCCGUGCCAAGCUGAAGUCCGCCGAGGCACUGCUGGCACAGAAGAGGCUCUACCAGCGGCACCUCAGGUCACUGCAGCAGUCAGCCAUCGCCCGGGACCUCAUGACCAACCUGCGGCAGCGACUGGGUCGGGACUGGCGGGUGCCGCCCUACCUCAGCGAGCGGCAGCGGAAGCGACGCGCCUUUGCCGAUCGUAACCUGGAGUCGGUGAUGCUGCAACGUGAGGCUCUGUUGGCCCAGGCCACUCACCUCCCCGCCCACAUCCCGCCUGAGUGGGUGGGACACGUCACGCUACUGCCAGUCCAUCUGCAGGAGGCGCUGAGGCUCCACCCGCAGCCCGCCCAGGCCCUGCUGCAGCUGGUCGUGGAGGCGUGUGGCGGGGACCAGGCAAGGGCCCUCAGAUACCUGGCCUCGCCACCCCCAGCCGUCCUCACUCACACCCCUCACGACGACGCUUCCAUAGGCACCCAAGAGCUUCCCUCACGCUUCCUGCAGCUGUCCCUCGCCCAACCCUCCCUCCCACUCCCCUCCUCCCACUCCCUCUUCGCCGCCUCCUCUAGCUCCGCCUUCAGGAUUGUUGGCAGGGAUGAGGAGAAUAACUCGCCUUCGCCUCCAGCCACCCGCCCACAGCCCACCGAAAGCCCGCUGUCUAGCAGCCCGAAGAAAAUGAGUCCCUUGAGCUCCCCCGACGCCAUCCCUGCACGGCCCACCAACCCUUUGCUGCUGACGCAAGGCUUGCAGUCACCCACCUCACCCCAGCAUGGCUACCAUCCCGCCUCGCCGACCUUCCCGCCCACACACUGGGGGAUGCCUCUCAACCGUCACCCAUCCCCACCCUCCACGCCCACAGGUGACUUCCGCAUCUCAUCCUUGGCCUCGACCCCGUCCGGUGACCGCCCGAACGUCCACACCACCUGCCCCACCCCAAGGAAAGCCGUUAUAUCCUUCUCGGUGGAGUCUAUCAUUGGGAAGCAGACAUGAGGAUUCACGAGGGUGGCAGUGGCGUGGAACACAGACACAAACCCACCAAGACCCCCAUGCGGCCUCCUGUCGGUCUGCCAAGGACGACCCACAGAGAGGACCGGCUGGGUGCAAUGAAGGAGUGGGAUAAAUAGGCGCAUCUUCGGGCAGAAUGAGACGAGCCUCGGGGAGGACACGGUAACUAGGGACGAUGGGACGACUCACUCCUGGGGCCGUCCAUGCAGCUGCGCCAUCAUGCAAUUAAGUUUUUUUUUUCUCCUUUUGCGGCAGCGGCGGCCACACGAGGCCCAGUCAGUGGCGUAUUAGGUGCUUCCGCUCCCUCCCAUUUCCUCCCGUCUCCAAGGCCUGCCUUCAUCUCUGCUGGCCCUGAUUUUUUUACUACAAUUUUACGUUUCCUAUAUUAUUUUAGGAUGCGUUUAUUUUCUUCUCAAACAGUUAUUUUCUGUUGCUUCUGUCUUUUUUGCUGCCACUUCCUCCAAAUCGUUUCUUCACGUCCACGUCUUGAUUUCUUUUCACCAGAUCACACUUGCCCAGUAUUUUCAGGAUAGCUUAGGUCCUUCUCUUCAACACAGAUUUCUUUAGGACUGUCUCAAAGUCCCCUUUCAAAUUUCACGUUUUAUUUUUCCAUUUUAAUUCGCCAUUUCUUAAUUUCCUAUUCCCUCUCUUUCUUCCCUCCUCUUCAUCACCCCAAGUCAGUGGAAGUCAUGAAAUUUUAAAACCAACAUCAGUUCUGGGUCAAGGAAGCGCCACGUGGCCUUCAGUUUACCCAAGUGGCCGACCAAAGAAAUAGUACUUAAGUUUUAGGGCAUUUUUUGUGACCAGUUAAUUGAGUAACUCCUAAAAAGCUAAUAAGCAUAAUGAAAACGGGAAGCUCUCAAUUUUGACUAGUUAUAGGACAGUGUGACGAAAUGUAGGUUAUCAAAUGUAUUUAAGAGACGUAUCAAGGUAUCCAUAGGAAUAAAUAUACCAAUUAGCGUUUGACUUUAUUAUAGCAGUAGAAGUGGCGCUUUACUGUGCAAUGUUACCUGUAGGCGUCACUUGUAAGUUCAGAUUUUUAUUUCAUUAUUUUUGUGUCUCCGCUGUUAAUUGAACGCAGGCGUCACUCAUGUGUCGAAUAGAUGUGUGUGUGUGUGUGUGUGUGUGUGUGUACCAAUGUUUUGACGAGGCUUAGGGAAGAGAAGCAUGUGGCUGCGUAUUAUUGUUUUAUACUUGUUAUGAUGACCCAACUCGAGUCUUGAGGCCGAGUUGGCGACGACAAUAAACUGUUCCUCAGUGACUGUGCGUGUUACUGACCGGAACACGGGACGGGGAUGACCUCUGCAAGGGAGAGGCACCGAAAAUCAAGUAAUGGAAAACAAUGAAUACAAACAAACAUCAAGACUGCUCAAGUUCGUCGCUGUUCUGUUCAACUCACUGAUGCAAGAGUUAACUGGUAUCUUCACUCUUCCGUCCCCUUCUCACGUAAAGCAACUUCCUUCCACUGUAUAUUCUCAUUCUUA